UCACAAGGACAAUUGUGAAGAAUAGUAAUCUGAUUUUUUAUGCGUUGUUGUUUAUGUGAAUUUACUUUUAAUUUAAUUGUAACUCUAUAUUGAUAUAAAUUUAUCAAUUAAUUUAUAUUUAUUUUGUGAAUCCAACUCAUUGAGAAAAUGAAUUCAAUUGCUGCAGGAAGAUUUGCAUUGAUGAAGCCAUCGCAAAUGGCAGUGGUUAUUUAUGAUCGUGGAGCCGUUGCUUCUAUUUCAACCACUACUCGAUGUAACAAUGAGUUAUCUCAACAACAAGGACAGGUCAGCCAAUCGAAUCAAAAGUCAGCAGUGGAUUCCAGCGGUAAGAGUUUAGGCGUUUCACCAUUUGUUGGUACCCAUUCAAUUGGAGAGUUUGCUAUGGCUCGAAUGGAUGAUCUUACCAAUUGGGCCAGACGUGGUUCAUUAUGGCCUUUGACUUUUGGAUUAGCCUGUUGUGCCGUUGAAAUGAUGCACAUAGCUGCUCCUCGUUAUGAUUUAGAAAGAUUUGGUAUGUUAUUCAGAGCAAGUCCUAGGCAAGCUGAUGUCAUGAUUGUCGCUGGUACUCUCACAAACAAAAUGGCUCCAGCUUUUCGUAAAGUUUACGAUCAAAUGCCUGAUCCUAAAUGGGUUUUGUCGAUGGGAAGCUGUGCCAAUGGAGGAGGCUAUUAUCAUUACUCUUAUUCUGUUGUUAGAGGUUGUGAUAGAAUCGUUCCAGUAGAUAUCUAUGUUCCCGGAUGUCCUCCGACUGCAGAAGCAUUAUUGUACGGUUUGCUUCAAUUACAAAAGAGGAUUAAGCGACAAGCCACUGCUCAGGCUUGGUAUCGUUCUUAGAAAAUGUGUUAUUUACUCUUCUUGAUCAGUAGCAUAGUAAAUAAGCAUGUAAAUAAAUUUAAUGGUAAUAAAUCGUUUAAUUGUUUAACAAUA
Tetranychus urticae (two-spotted spider mite) is the source of this 927-nucleotide messenger RNA. RefSeq lists its product as uncharacterized. The record is from RefSeq and is a predicted model, not a curated record. Gene Ontology annotation, cellular component: respiratory chain complex I. Gene Ontology annotation, biological process: mitochondrial respiratory chain complex I assembly; aerobic respiration; electron transport coupled proton transport. NCBI's taxonomy places the organism in Eukaryota, Metazoa, Arthropoda, Arachnida, Trombidiformes, Tetranychidae. Gene Ontology annotation, molecular function: quinone binding; NADH dehydrogenase (ubiquinone) activity; 4 iron, 4 sulfur cluster binding.